Molecule: messenger RNA, 2211 nt
Organism: Pipistrellus nathusii (Nathusius's pipistrelle)
Lineage: Eukaryota; Metazoa; Chordata; Mammalia; Chiroptera; Vespertilionidae
Source: the annotation of a GenBank genome assembly
AUGCUGAGCCGGCUCGGGGCGCUGCUGCAGGAGGCCGUGGGCGCGUGGGAGCCCACCAUCGACCUUCUGGAGGCGUUUGUGGAGCACUGGAAGGGCAUCACGCACUAUUACAUCGAAAGCACAGAUGAGAGCACCCCGGCCAAGAAGACGGACAUCCCCUGGCGGCUGAAGCAGAUGCUAGACAUCCUGGUGCACGAGGAGAGGCAGCAGGCGGCGGGCGAGGCGGGGCCCUGCCUGGAGUACCUGCUGCAGCACAAGAUCCUGGAGACCCUGUGCACGCUGGGCAAGGCCGAGUACCCGCCCGGCAUGCGGCAGCAGGUGUUCCAGUUCUUCAGCAAGGUUCUGGCCCAGGUCCAGCACCCGCUCCUGCAUUACCUCAACGUCCACAGGCCUGUGCAGAACCUUCUCCGGCUCGGGGGAGCUCCCGGAUCCCUCACGGAAAAGGAGGAGGUGCAGUUCACCACCGUCCUCUGCACCAAGAUCCAGCAGGAUCCAGCCCUGCUCACCUACAUCCUGGAAGGUAAAAAAACUGUCGCUCAGAAGAACGCCUCCAAAGAGUCCACCGCCCUGCCUGGAGAGACGGCCAGUAUCGAGGACAAGGACCACCCCCACAGCAAGGCCCCUGACGGGGGUCCCGGUGGGGCCGGGGCCCUGUCCGCACAGCUGCCUGCUGAGACCCAGGAGCCCGACGAGGGAGUUGGAGAGAACAACCUCAUCACCUCCCUGGUCGGCCUGUGCAAGAGCAAGAAAGGCCGUGUGGCUCUGAAGGCCCAGGAGAACCUGCUGCUCCUCGUCAGCGUGGCUCCCCAGGCAGCCGCCACCUACCUGGUGCGGAGCAGCCCUUGCUGCCCUGCGAUCGUGAAGCACCUCUGCCAGCUGUACCAGUCCUUGCCCACCUUCCUGGACCCUGCAGACAUCGCUGCUCUAGAGGGCAUCUCCUGGAGGUUACCCAGUGCCCCGUCGGAUGAGGGUAGCUUCCCGGGCAAAGAGGCGCUGGCUGCCUUUCUGGGCUGGUUUGAUUACUGUGACCACCUCGUCUUGGAGGCACACCCGGUGGUGGCGGAUGCCUUGGCAAAGGCCGUGGCGGAGAAGCUGUUCGUGGAGAUUCUGCAGCCGCAGCUCCUACACGUGUCCGAGCAGAGCGUCCUGACCUCCACGGCCCUGCUGACGGCCCUGCUGCGUCAGCUCCGCUCCCCUGCGCUGCUCGGGGAGGCCGUGGCCUUCCUCCUGGGCUCGGAGCCGUGGCCGGCGGCCCCCGAGGACAGCCCCCGUUCCCUGUGCGCCCACCUCGUCAGGCACUGCGACCACCUCUCGGAUGAGAUCAGCAUCGCCACGCUGCGGCUGUUUGAGGAGCUGCUCCAGAAGCCCCACGAGCACAUCAUCCGCAGCCUCGUCCUGUGCCACCUGGAGGGCCGCCUGUACGCUGCCCGGGGCUCCCAGGAGCCCGAGAGCUACGAGGACGAUCUAGACCUCGAGGAGGACCCCUACUUCACAGACGGCCCCCUGGACGCCGGCUUCCAGCCCUCUGCCAGGCCCCGCCCGGCCCCCGCCACCAGCUCGGACGGCAAAACGGCGGUGACCGAGAUCGUCAACAGCUUCCUCUGCCUGGUUCCUGAGGAAGCCAAGACCUCCGCCUUCCUGGAGGAGACGGGAUACGACACCUACGUCCACGAUGCUUACACACUGUUCCAGGAGUGCAGCUCCCGAGUCGGUCCCUGGGGCUGGCCCCUGGCCCUCACGCCGCUGGACCCCCACGAGCCAGAGCGGCCCUUCUUCGAGGGGCACUUCCUCCGGAUGCUGUUGGACCGCAUGUCCCGGAUUUUGGAACAGCCUUACAGCCUGAACCUGCAAGUGACCUCAGUCCUGUCCCGGCUCGCCCUCUUCCCCCACCCGCUUAUCCACGAGUACCUCCUGGACCCCUACAUCAGCCUGGCCCCCGGCUGCAGGAGCCUGUUCUCUGUGCUCGUCCGGGUGAUUGGGGACUUGAUGCAGAGAAUUCAGAGGGUGCCCCAGUUCCCAGGCAAACUGCUCCUGGUGCGCAAGCAGCUGAUGGGUCAUAUUCCUGGGGAGCAGCUAGACCACCAGACCCUCCUCCAGGGCGUGGUGGUGCUGGAGGAAUUCUGCAAGGAGCUGGCUGCCAUUGCUUUCGUCAAGUUCCCCCCACAGGGUCCUCACCUGCACCUCCCCCCACCCCCGGAAGGACACGUCUGA